Messenger RNA from Phycomyces blakesleeanus NRRL 1555(-), 1836 nucleotides. RefSeq lists its product as hypothetical. The transcript has 5 exons. Lineage: Eukaryota; Fungi; Mucoromycota; Mucoromycetes; Mucorales; Phycomycetaceae. Gene Ontology annotation, cellular component: membrane. The record is from RefSeq and is a predicted model, not a curated record. Gene Ontology annotation, molecular function: sulfate transmembrane transporter activity. The annotation marks the transcript as partial. Gene Ontology annotation, biological process: transmembrane transport.
AAGAACUAUUUUUUCAGCAUGUUCCCUAUUGUAACCUGGAUUCACCGUUACAACUUCCAGUGGCUUGUUCGUGAUCUGAUUGCUGGUGCCACUGUUGGUGUUGUUAUUGUACCUCAGAGUAUGGGUUAUGCAAAAUUAGCCAUGCUUUCCCCUCAAUAUGGUCUUUAUACUGCGUUUGUCGGUCUCUGUGUAUACUGCUUGUUUGCUACAUCUAAAGAUAUUAGUAUUGGUCCAACUGCUGUAAUGUCUCUACUCGUAGGACAGACUGUUACUCGCGUGACCACCGAAUAUCCUAGCAUCACUGGGCCUCAAGUUGCUGUAGUUCUCUCUCUUAUGACUGGUAUUAUUGCUAUGUUUAUUGGUCUUGUACGCCUUGGUAUUCUUGUAGAUUUCAUUCCAGCCCCUGCUAUUGCUGGUUUCAUGACAGGUUCAGCUAUCACAAUUACUAUUGGACAGUGUCCAAAACUUUUUGGUAUCAAGGGUAUCAACACACAGGACUCUGCCUAUCUUAUUUUCGGAAACUUCUUCAAAAACCUUCCAAAUACACAAGUAGAUGUUGCAUUUGGUUUGACUGGUCUGCUUUGGUUGUACGGUAUCCGUUUCGCUUGCCAGAAACUCACCACCCGUUAUCCCAAAUACGAAAAGCAUCUCUUUUACUUCAGUAUUAUGCGCAACGGUAUCCUCGUCAUCUUCGGUACCCUCAUUGCCUUUUUGAUCAACAUCGGCAAGACCACAAGUCCUAUCAGUAUUCUCAAGACUGUUCCAGCCGGUUUCCAAGCCAUGCAUGUUCCUGUCUUGACAACCGAACUCAUCAGUGCUAUCGCUAGCUCUCUUCCAUCUGCUGUCAUCAUUCUUAUUCUUGAGCAUGUAGCAAUUGCAAAAUCAUUCGGACGUAUCAACGACUACCAGAUCAACCCAGAUCAGGAAAUUAUUGCUAUUGGAUUCACAAACAUCUGGGCCGCUUUCUUUGGCGCCUAUCCUUCUACUGGUUCUUUCUCUCGUACUGCUAUCAAAGCUCGAUCUGGUGUCAAGACUCCAAUUGCUGGUAUCUUCUCUGCUCUCGUAGUACUCCUGGCCUUGUAUGCUCUCACUCCAGCUUUCUACUUCAUUCCUGAUGCCACUCUCUCAGCUGUUGUCAUCCACGCCGUCGCUGAUCUCGUGUCCGGUCCUGCUUACAUCAAACGUCUUGCAAAAGUCAGCUUGUGGGAAUUGUUUGUAUUUGUCGCAGCUGUCCUGAUUACGUUCUUUACCUCUGUCGAGUAUGGUAUCUACGUUUCACUUGGUCUCUCGAUCGUCAUUCUCCUUUUCCGUAUCGCACGCCCCCGGUUCUGGGGUCUCGGUCGUGUUCCUUUGUCAACAAGCACCGGAUCAAAUACCAGCCAGAAGGUUCAGGAAUCAGAAGAAAUCCAAAAGUACCUUUAUGUUCCCACCAACCACCCAUCCCUUGGUCCCCUUGUUGAAGACUUACCUGCCGGUAUUCUAAUGUGCCGCAUCGAAGAAUCCGUGACAUAUCCCAAUUCUAGUUUCAUUUCCGACAAAAUCAUCACAUAUGCCAAACAGAAUACCCGUCGCCAUGGUGCUGUUAUUUCUAAAGGUGACCGUGCAUGGAACGAUGAUGCUGACCCUGUUAAAGAAGCUGCCCGCAGUCAAUUGCCUAUUCUACACGCCUUGAUCAUCGACUUUUCUAGUGUCAAUCGUCUUGAUUCUAGUGGUCUUCAAUCCAUCGCUGAUGCCAAAAACACCUUGAACCGUUACAGUGGUCACGAUGUCGAGUUCCAUUUCACAAACCUUGUUCAACCUUCUAUCCGCCGGUCCCUCAUCGUUGCUGGCUUUGGA